GCCGCCCGCGCCGCGCUCGCCCGCUCGGCCCCUCGCUUACCGUCGGGGCGGGCGGCAUGUGGCGGGGGCUGCCGGUGCUGGCCCUGGCCGGGCUGCUGGCGCUGGGGCGGGCGCCGGCGGCGCGGGGGGCGGCCUGCGAGCCGGUGCGCAUCCCGCUGUGCAAGCCGCUGCCCUGGAACAUGACCAAGAUGCCGAACCACCUGCACCACAGCACGCAGGCCAACGCCGUGCUGGCCAUGGAGCAGUUCGAGGGGCUGCUGGGCACCAACUGCAGCCCCGACCUCCUCUUCUUCCUCUGCGCCAUGUACGCGCCCAUCUGCACCAUCGACUUCCAGCACGAGCCCAUCAAGCCCUGCAAGUCCGUCUGCGAGCGCGCCCGCGCCGGCUGCGAGCCCGUCCUGGUCCGCUACAGCCACGCCUGGCCCGACAGCCUGGCCUGCGACGAGCUGCCGGUGUACGACCGCGGGGUCUGCAUCUCCCCCGAGGCCAUCGUCACCGCCGAGGGCGCGGAUUUCCCUAUGGAUUCUAAUAACGGCAACUGUAGAGGUGCUGGCAUUGAGCGCUGCAAGUGCAAGCCUGUGAAAGCCACCCAGAAGACCUACCUACGCAACAACUACAACUACGUCAUUCGGGCUAAAGUGAAGGAGGUGAAGACUAAAUGCCACGAUGUCACUGCAGUCGUGGAAGUAAAGGAGAUCCUGAAAUCUUCCCUAGUGAACAUUCCAAAGGACACUGUAAACCUCCACACGAAUUCUGGCUGCCUGUGUCCACCCCUCAGUGCCAAUGAAGAAUACAUCAUUAUGGGCUACGAGGACGAGGAGCGCUCCAGGUUACUCCUGGUGGAAGGCUCCAUAGCUGAGAAGUGGAAGGAACGUCUUGGUAAAAAAAUAAAGGUAAGAAAAUACCUCACCAGAAAUCAAAUGUUGUGGGUGCCAUAAAACAUCUACCUGUCUUUUUAAAAUAAGGGAAUAAAAUGCAUAUGCUGCCUCAAGUUAAUCAAUAUCAGAUAUGAAAAACUAAUCUGGUAUUUUAUUUGCUUCAUUACAUAGAACUGCAUGCUGAGUAAAUGAAGGGAUACAUUGAAUUACCCCAAAGUGUCCCAGUGUAGCAGCAGUCAGAACCCCUGUCUCAAAAAAGCAAACAGUAGGAGUCUUUUAACUCUGUGGGCAAGCUGUGUUUUCCACAACACGUGCCUGCUUAGUUGGGGUUGUGAUAUGAAUGGAAAAAAAAAACCCAAACAGACCAG
Molecule: messenger RNA, 1246 nt
Organism: Lonchura striata (white-rumped munia)
Lineage: Eukaryota; Metazoa; Chordata; Aves; Passeriformes; Estrildidae
Source: RefSeq, a predicted model, not a curated record